GCCAUUUUGAUUAAUCAUUGAAUGAAUCAAUUCAAUUAACAAUUAGUUAGGGAUUAUUUCAUACAUAUGCAGGAAUUCUAUAUUCGUACAAAUACAACUCAUUUCAGUUAACUUUUAAAUAUAUAAACUUAAAAUUAAAAUAUUGGCAGUUCGUGUUAAAUACGAGAUAGAAUGCAAAAAAUAAGAACUGUCAGAAUUAAGAGGAAGUGGAUUUUUUCGUCACUGGCAAAUUCUUUCAAAUCAUAGAUCGGAAAUUGUCAUUAUAUUAUAUUGGAAAAGAAGCGAACGAACCGAAUGUGUUAUAAUUGCACUUUGCUUACAUUGCAUGAAUGGCAGGAUAAUAUUUAAGCACACUCAAAGCGAUAUUCAAAUUUAUGGAAACGUUGGUCUGCAAAAAAAUAAUCAGAAAAAGCCAAACAUAGGUUGAAACCCCAAAAAUUUGGAAUAUGCAAUAAUGGAGCCGACGAGUAAUCUAGUUAAGUUGGAAAGCUGUGAUUUAGAAGCAGAGAUUGCCGUUCCCAACACAAUGCAUAACAAUCACUACGAACCCGAUCAAUCAAGUUACCAUAAUAACAACAAUAGACAAUAUGGAAAUUACCAAUCAUAUAUACACAACAUGCAAGAUGCCAACAGUAUUAAUAAGCAAAGGCAAAUCCCAGAGGAGGAACAUGUGGAUCAAAUUGCGGGAGGCAACAGUAUUAUUAAAUCUGAAACUGAAUAUAUCGCAAUGCAUGUCUCGGACCGUCCUGCCAAUAGUAGCACUCAGUUAAGUUAUGUGGAUGGAAGCAACGAAACAGAUUUGCAUACAAUGGAUUCAGAUGACAUACCCGUUAUAGUAAAUGGAAAAUAUUUCAGAAUCAUUGAAGAGAUGAACGCAACAGAGCAUCAGCGAGUAACUCGUGGCAUUGUAGCUGUAUGCCAGCAUUGUUCACGUGAAAAAGCAAGACCGAUUCAUGGCUCCAUGAGGAUAACUUCGAAUUUCGUACGGCAUUUAAAGACCCUUCAUCCUGAAAGGUAUGAAGAAUUUAUCAUUGAAAGGCAAAAUCAUUCACGCACACCGAGAGGGAGGCGGGGUCAUAAACGUAAAAUUAACCAACCGAAGGGACAGAAUGGGAACAAUUCGAGAACGGAAGGAUACAUGAUGGAUGACGAAAGUAACGCAUAUAGUCCAGAAGGUAAUUCCGCAUACUAUGAUGACACGCAGUUAUCGUCGGGGAAUAAUUUGUACAAUGCAGACAACACCGACAUGUAUUCCGCUGAAUCCAACGAUACGCACUUAUCGGAUGAAAGCAUGGAGAAAAAGGGGAGUUCGAAUUCCUGCCAAAUAGCAUGCGAUCCAAAUGAAAUACCCACGAUAUUAAAUGGCAAAUAUUUUAAAAUUAUUGAGCAGGACAUGCACAGCAAUCGGGCUUCCAUUAGCGUUGUAGCGGCCUGCCAAUUCUGCGAUGCUGAUAAGUUAGUAAAAGGCCCGCUCAAAGUCACUUCGAAUUUCGUACAACAUUUGCGUUCGCGCCAUUUUAAGGAGUAUAACAUGUAUUUGAAAGAAAAAUUCAACAGCAGUACAAGAUGUCGACGCUCACUCAAUAAGCAGCCGGCACCAUUACCUUUUAUAGAAAAAGUCUUGAAUUUCAUUUUGUUAUCUAAUGUUCCAGUUUCUGUUGUGGAAGAAUCAGCCUUCAUUGAACUUUUCCGCGGCACUGGCCAGACAAUGUGCUCCCGUGCACAGCUACUUGCCCGCUUAGAUGACACGCAUGCAUGCUUUGUGGAUAAUGUAAAACACAGCUUGCAGGAAGUACCGUAUAUUUGUGUCACCGCUGAUAUUUGGACCAGACAAAAUAAGCAGUAUUUUGGCUACUGCAGCUUUUGGUUGGAUAACGAAUUAAGACGACAAAUGGCGGUGUUGGCAUGUAUUAGGCUUAGUGAUGCGCCGACUUACAAUGAAAUCCAGACAGUGAUAGGGCAGAUUCAGGCUAAAUAUGAUUUGAGCGAGGAGAAAAUCACAUGUACAGUGGUUGAUGGUGUGCGCGAUUUUGUGCAGACAUAUCACAAUUUCAGCAUUAAAAGCAUGUGCAACGAUUACUACGAUGACGACUUCAAUUUUGCCAUUAGCUGUGCUCAACACUUACUAAACCAUAUUCCCAAACAACUCAAACGUGGGGAACAUAGUCUGCAUUUAUUGACGGUCUUUGAUUUCAAUAACAUUUUAAAAUCGCAUGAAAUGCUGCAAGAUGUGCUGAGACGUUGCUUAGAUAUUUUCAGGAAAUGCCGGGAUUUCGAGGUUGAUGAAAUUGCGGGAUGUUUAUUUGAUGGUCGAUUAGCACAGUCCGAUGUGCGCUGGCCAACAUGGUACAUAUCGUUAACACAAUUUCUAAAGCACAAGAAUAAACUAGACGAACUAUGCACUUCACUAAAUGCCUCAAAAUUUGCUCCACAUGAGAUUGAAUAUCUUGAAGAUUUAUGCAUGAUACUUAAACCAAUAACAGACGCUUUGGAGUUCUUGCAGCAAGACUCAUAUUUGUAUUUUGGUUACUUUCUGCCAACCCUAGUCACAAUCAAGGUAAAAUUGAAAAAAUUACACGAGUGCAGCCGCAUAAAACAUUUGCACAUAGUAGCUAGGCAAUUGAGCGAUGCUUUACUAAAUCGUUUUGGAAAAUAUUUUGAAAUGAAUUCAGAAUGCAACGAUGCUAUAAUUGCGGCUAUAGUUUGUCCUGCAGUUAAAAUGCGUUUUGUGGAAGCUUUGCGCGAGACGGCACCCCAUGUUAACACUGAGAUGCUAAUGGUGCUUUUUGUGGACUAUGCGCAAGACUUCUAUGAAAACAAUGAAAAGACGGAGAAUACCCAAGCAGAACGACCACCAUCAGUGGACUCAUUUCUCUGUUUUGAUCCGGAUGAUAACGAAGAUACACCAUCAAAGCACAGGCCUUCUGUCGCCAUACGCGAAGAGUUGACAAGCUAUUUGCAUGACGAGGACAAAACUUUGGCCUGCUUAAAUCGUUACCCGCUUGUGAAGAAAGUUUUCCACAAGUACAAUACUUUGCUGCCAACGUCACUUCCGUUGGAAAAUUUCUUUCAUACUUUCUUGAAUGUGUUCGAUGGGCAAAAAAGGGAGCAUCUAAACGAUGAGCAUAUGGAGCGUCUUGUUCUUACAAAGACAAAUAAAGUUUUAUAAAAGUUGUAUAAAAGUAAAGUUUAGAUAUAAAUAGAUUCAAGGCGCAUAUUUCUAACAUAAAUUUUGUUUAAUAUAGUACCCUUGUAUAGUAGAAUGUUCGACAUCGAAAAGCUGCAA
This is a messenger RNA of Anastrepha ludens (Mexican fruit fly), 3286 nucleotides long. RefSeq lists its product as uncharacterized. The record is from RefSeq and is a predicted model, not a curated record. The coding region runs from base 455 to 3169 and encodes 904 amino acids. The transcript has 12 exons. NCBI's taxonomy places the organism in Eukaryota, Metazoa, Arthropoda, Insecta, Diptera, Tephritidae.